CGCUCGGCCGCCGUCCGGCCCGGCCGCGACCCCCCCGCCCCGUUAUUUCCGGCGGCUCCGAGCCCCGCCCGCGGCCGGUCCCAGCGCGGAGCGAUAACGGAGCGGCCCCGGCUCGGCUGGGGGGGCGUCCGGGGGCGCCGUGUCGCGUCGUGUCGCACCGUGUCGUGUCGCACCGUGUCGCGACAGCUGCACUGAGCGCGCAGCCGCCGCCGCGGGAGCCGCCGAGUCCCGGCCCCGGGGAGCGCCGUCCGCUGCCGGGACGGAGAUGGACCAGUCGGUCGCCAUCCAGGAGAGCCUGGCGGGGGGCGAGACAUGCCGGAUCUUUGUAAUCCCUGGUGACACUUGCCCUGUGUCACGUGGCAUUGCUGGCAGGGCUGUUCAAGGUUCAGAGCACCCGUGUCCCACCGGGCCCCAGCCACGGCCCCUGCCUGGCAGGUUUGCUCUGCUGGCUCUGUUCCUGCCAGGAGUGUUUGGGGCUGGAGGAACUUGCUGAGCUCCCUGACCUCAAAGUAUCAGCACAAUCUGCAAAUCUGUUACUUAGCUUUCAACUGAACUUUGUUUUACUUUUGCAGUUGUACUUGACAGUGACCGUCACAUCAUUGGUGAGUUCUGUGCUUGUUUUUAGUGCCUGUGUUACAGGCACUCUGGGCCCUGUGCCAGCUGCAAACAGUGAGGCAGGACUGGGGGCUCUUGUCCUGGGGGGGCUUGCCAGGGUGGGGAUUCAUGUCCUGCUCCUCUUGGGGCACUUGCCGUGCUGUUGGCCACGGUUACUUAGUGCUAACAAGCAUUGUCAGCCCCAUUCAACCAAGGGAAUGAUUUUUCCAAACGCUUUUAAACUGCUGCUGGAAGAUUAAUUAUUGUCACUGAACGAGCAGAAUAAAAAUUAUUAUAAAUGGUCGUCUUUAUAUUUUUAAAUGGCAUUCUCAUGUAAAAUGUUGGAAAGGAACAUGUUAAGGCAUCAUGGGGAGAUGUUGCCGAAGGCUGCAUGCACGUGUGCAUCCACCAGUGUAGAGUGGAGAAACGCUCGGUUUCUGAAGGCUUGGCAGCACGACCCACAGGAGCUCUUUCUCCUGAUGUCCUCAGGCUCUGACGUGACUGUCCAGAUGAGCUCAGCAGAGGACCGGCUGACCGUGCGGCUGCCCUUCGGCUCCCACACGCGCACGUUCCUGCAGGAGCUCAGCAGGUGCAGCCCAGAAGUGGUUGGCUCUGAAGGUAUCAAACAGAAUGGAAAAAAGGCUGCAUUCAGUGAGAGCUGCAGCCACACCACCACUGACAGAAGCUCUCCCAGGCAAAAUAAACUCAAGCCUGAAGUGAGAACUGAACAAGUCCGGCCUUCCCACCUCAUGGCUUCGAACAAGGCCUCGAUCAUAUCAGAACCAAAGUUUGGACUAAGAGAUACUAUUGUUAAAUCUCAGCUUGCACAAAUGGAGGAUUCCUACACGCACAUCCAGAACUACAGGGUUUUUGUCGGGACAUACAACGUGAAUGGUCAGUCGCCCACGGAGAGCCUCCAGCCCUGGCUGAGCUGUGAUGCUGAGCCUCCAGACAUUUACUGCGUGGGUUUCCAGGAGCUUGAUCUGACUAAAGAAGCCUUCUUUUUCAAUGACACACCGAAGGAAGAAGAAUGGUUUAAAGCUGUAACUGAUAGUCUUCACCCAGAUGCCAAAUAUGCAAAGGUGAAGCUUGUGCGGCUGGUGGGAAUUAUGCUCCUCUUGUACGUGAAGGCAGACCUUGCUUUGAACAUCUCUGAGGUGGAAAUUGAGACUGUGGGAACUGGAAUCAUGGGGAGGAUGGGUAACAAAGGUGGUGUUGCCAUCAGGUUUAAGUUCCAUAACACCAGCGUGUGCAUUGUGAAUUCUCACCUCGCAGCUCACACGGAGGAAUAUGAGCGGAGGAACCAGGACUUCAAAGACAUCUGCUCUCGAAUGCAGUUUUGCCAGUCAGACCCAAAUCUGCCCCCUCUCACUAUUGGCAAACACGAUGUGAUCCUGUGGCUGGGGGACCUCAACUAUCGGCUGGAGGAACUGGAUGUGGCACAAGUGAAGCAGCUCAUAGAGGAGAAAGCAUUUCCAGAGCUUUGCCAGUAUGACCAGCUGAAGAGGCAAAUGAAGGCAAAUGCAGCCUUUGAAGGCUUCACAGAGGGAGAGAUCUCUUUCCAGCCAACAUACAAGUAUGAUGCUGGCUGUGAUGACUGGGACACAAGUGAGAAGUGUCGUGUUCCAGCGUGGUGUGAUCGCAUCCUCUGGAAAGGGCAGAACGUUGCCCAGCUGAGCUAUCGCAGCCACAUGGCCCUGAAGCUCAGUGACCACAAGCCAGUCAGCUCCGUGUUCGAUAUUGGGGUGAAGGUUGUGAAUGAGGAGCUCUAUCGAAAAGCCUUUGAGGAAAUAGUCCGCUCCCUGGAUAAGCUGGAGAACGCCAACAUUCCCUCGGUGACGCUGUCCCGCAGAGAGAUCCAUUUUGAGGAUGUGAAAUACAUGCAGCUGCAGGUAGAGAGGUUUACAAUCCACAAUGGCCAAGUGCCCUGCCAGUUCGAAUUCAUCAGCAAACCAGAUGAGGAAACCUACUGCAAGGAGUGGCUGAUUGCUAAUCCCAGUAAGGGCUUCCUGCUUUCAGAUGCUGAGAUCACAGUUGAGCUGGAAGUGUUUGUUAAUAAAUCAACGGCUACUUGCUUAAACUCUGGAGAGGAAAAACUUGAAGAUAUCUUGGUCUUACAUCUUAACAGGGGGAAGGAUUAUUUUCUGUCUGUAACAGGCAAUUAUUUGCCAAGUUGCUUUGGGUCUCCCAUCCAUACUCUGUGUUACAUGAGGGAACCGAUCCAGGACAUGUCAGCAGAAUCCAUUCGGAGACUUACCCUGAUGCCACUAGAGAAGAGUGAUGAUCCUGAUCCCGCUCAAGCUGAAAAGCCUAUGGACAUCCCAAAAGAGCUGUGGAUGAUGGUGGAUCAUUUGUAUCGCAAUGCUUCCCAACAGGAGGACCUGUUUCAGCAGCCAGGCCUCAGAUCCGAGUUUGAGCAGAUCCGAGACUGUUUGGACAAGGGAAUGCACGAUACCUUCUUGGGCAGCAACCACUCAGUGGCAGAAGCCCUGCUGCUGUUCCUGGAGAGCCUGCCUGAGCCAGUCAUCUGCUCCAGGUUCUACAGCACCUGCCUGGAGAGUGCCAGCAGCUACUGGCUGAGCAGCCAGAUUAUCUCUAGCCUGCCAGUGUGCCAUAAAAAUGUAUUUGAAUAUCUGAUGGCAUUUCUACGAGAACUACUGAAAAAUUCGGGGAAAAACCACCUGGAUGUAAAUAUUCUUGCCAGUGUGUUUGGGGGCCUGUUACUGCGCCCUCCCCCCGGACAUCCCACCCCUGACAUAGCCGAGAAGAGGAAAGCCCAGCAGUUCAUCCGCCAGUUCCUCGAGAGAGAAGACAAUUCACCGUGAAUUCCAGAUGCAGCCAAUCUGGAUUUUUAGAUAUCGAAUUACUGUAAAAAUAUUUUUUGUACAUUAUACCUGCUUUUUUUGUUUUUUGGAUAUCACAGUAUUUUAUACAAUCUGUUGCUUUUGAAGGCACAGGUCAGGCUGUUUGACACCUGAUUAUGCUGUAAAGUAUAUAAAAUUUUUAAAUAAGCUGUAUGUAGACAAGCAAAAAAUAUAAAAGCUGAUAUUUACACUGUAUUUUAUUUAACUUGUUUGAAACCUUGGGAUUUUUAAGCCCUCGCUAUUUAAAUAAAACGCUCUGGAGCCGUU
Molecule: messenger RNA, 3725 nt
Organism: Pipra filicauda (Wire-tailed manakin)
Lineage: Eukaryota; Metazoa; Chordata; Aves; Passeriformes; Pipridae
Gene: INPP5B
Product: inositol polyphosphate-5-phosphatase B
Exons: 19
Coding region: 915-3419 (834 amino acids)
Biological process (GO): phosphatidylinositol dephosphorylation; signal transduction
Cellular component (GO): membrane; cytosol
Molecular function (GO): phosphatidylinositol-4,5-bisphosphate 5-phosphatase activity; inositol-1,4,5-trisphosphate 5-phosphatase activity
Source: RefSeq, a predicted model, not a curated record